UUUUAGUUUCUCUAAACCUUCCUGGGGGAGGGUAGAAUGAUGUAACACAGUGUGUAUAUAAGUACAGGAAAGUCUGCUGCAAAACCCAGACUAGACACUUCUAAGUCUCUUCUCUUGCAGGGAAGCAGAAGUUGGUUUGCAGUCUGUCUAAAGCUCUUGUCAACAUGCCUGGAUGCACCUCUAUCAUCAACCUGAGCUACCAAGAUGGCAGCGAGGGGAGCAGCUCCAACCCUGCUAAGUACAACAACCAGAACUAUGGCCAGCUGAAGGACAAUCAUGCCCGCCAAGGAACCAAGUUUGUGGACAAAACCUUCCCACCUAACAACAGCUCCUUGGGAGACUUGCCCAAUUUGCCCAGCUGGCGUGAAGCUGAAGUGGAGUGGCUCCGUCCAGCAGAAAUCUUGAAAAGACAAGGCAUCAGUGAUGAGGCUGUUUUCUGCAACAAAGGAGCCUCACGGUUUGAUUUUGGUCAAGGCAGUGUGGGUAACUGCUGGUUUCUGGCUGCCAUUUCCGCCCUGACUUUCCAUAAAAGCCUGAUGGUGCAGGUUGUGCCUAUGGACCAGUCCUUCAAGGACCAUGCAGGGAUCUUUCACUUCAGGUUCUGGAGGUUCGGCCACUGGGUGGACGUGGUCAUUGAUGAUCACCUGCCAGUACUCGACAACAAUUUGCUAUCUGUCCGCUCAAAGGGUGGCAACGAGUUCUGGGUUCCUCUGCUGGAGAAAGCUUAUGCAAAAGUGUGCGGUUCAUACAAUGACAUGAACUCUGGCCUGCCAUCAGAGGCCUGCAAGGAUUUCAGUGGAGGCGUGAGCAUGAUGUACGAGCUUAGGGAGGUCCAUGACUAUGAUGACCAUGAUAAGAAGCUGUGGCUGUCACUCAGCAAUGCCACUGGCUGCAACUCAAUGGUUUGCUGUGGGACUGCCCAGAAAGGGGGUAAAUUGGUGAACACCGUAGCAAACACUGGGCUGGUGGAUGCUCAUGCCUAUUCUGUCACAGCAGUAACAGAGGUUCAGUAUUACGGUUCCAAAGUGCAUCUGGUGCGAGUCAUGAAUCCUUGGGGCCAAACAGAGUGGAGCGGAGACUGGAGUGACAAGUCAGAGAAGUGGAAUGGAGUUACCUCAGAAGAUCGGGAAAAGUGUUUCGACCGGGAUGAUGGAGAGUUCUGGAUGUCAUUGGAGGACUUCUGUCACUACUUCCUUAUGCUGUUCAUCUGCUGUGAGAACCCUAACUUUAUUGACGGAGACCUCUCCUGCCAGUGGCAGUGCAUGGUUUACGAGGGCAGCUGGGUCUCAGGCAAAAGUGCAGGCGGAAGCUGGUCAAACUCUUCCUUCAACACAAAUCCUCAGUACCGCAUUGAAGUGACUAAAAUCGAUGAGACAGAGAAAGAAGACAAGAACAUCCUGAUUUCCCUGAUGCAGAAACCUAAGUCAGAGAAUCGCAAACAGCAGAGAUCCUACCCUAUUGGAGUCACUGUCUACAAGAUUCCAGAAGGGGUAAGAGCAAACCUCACACUCCUUCUUCACACCAAACAUAUUUCACAUUUAAAAAAAAACAGAAUAAUGAUGACAAGAUUCUCAGGAUAAUAUUUCAUCCCAUGAAAUGAGGUUCAUAUUCUUUACAGACACCAUCAGGACGCCUGCAGCGUUCCUUCUUCGACACCAACAGGCCCAUGAAACAGACACAGUCUUACACCUACAACAGGGAACUUGUUGAACAGCACAGCCUGGUGCCUGGAGAGUAUGUGAUCAUCCCCUCCACCAUGAAGCCCUACAUGGAUGCAGAGUUUGCUCUCUCCGUCUUCACUAAAUCCGAAGCUAA
Molecule: messenger RNA, 1815 nt
Organism: Labrus mixtus (cuckoo wrasse)
Lineage: Eukaryota; Metazoa; Chordata; Actinopteri; Labriformes; Labridae
Product: calpain-1 catalytic subunit-like
Exons: 12
Coding region: 165-1580 (471 amino acids)
Biological process (GO): proteolysis
Cellular component (GO): cytoplasm
Molecular function (GO): calcium-dependent cysteine-type endopeptidase activity
Source: RefSeq, a predicted model, not a curated record